Molecule: messenger RNA, 1147 nt
Organism: Lactuca virosa
Lineage: Eukaryota; Viridiplantae; Streptophyta; Magnoliopsida; Asterales; Asteraceae
Source: the annotation of a GenBank genome assembly
CAAUACCACAUGGAUCUCACCUGUCAUUUUUCGUUUUAUAUAUACCACCAGUCCUAUACACACACACCCCCCUAGGCCCCUAUCUCUAUUCUACAACAACACUUGUACGCCCAUCACUGAUCCUCACGUCUAGACAACAGCAUAUCCUCCACAGAAACACGACGGAGCUUAACCACUUACAACGGAAUUAGUAGAAUUUGUAGCGAGGAAAAAUCAUGUCGCAAUUGCAAUCGCAAUCACACUGCUGCACGCAGUGUGGUUCCAAUGGCCAUGACUCUCGUUCUUGUUUAACGGCUGCAGAUGAUUCGUCUUCCGACGUCUCUGGCAUCGGCGCCGGGGAGAUCAUGUUGUUUGGCGUGAGAGUGAAGGUUGAUCCGAUGAGGAAAAGUGUGAGUAUGAAUAAUCUCUCGCAGUAUGAACACCCUGCCACUCGAGAAUCGUCUAAUAAUAACAUCGAUGUCUCCGCCACCGUCGCUGUUGCUGCUGACACCGGCUACGCCUCCGCCGACGAUGCCGUUCGCAACCAGUCUAACGGUAGCAGGGAGCGCAAACGAGGAGUUCCAUGGACCGAGGAUGAACACAAGCUGUUCCUCCUAGGGCUGCAGAAAGUCGGCAAAGGAGACUGGAGAGGAAUCUCAAGGAAUUUCGUCAAGACUCGUACCCCAACACAAGUUGCCAGCCAUGCUCAGAAAUACUUCCUUCGCCGGAGCAACCUCAAUCGCCGCCGCCGUAGAUCUAGCCUAUUUGACAUCACUACAGAUUCGGUUGCUGUUAUGCAAACAGAAGAACAACAAGUUCAUGACGUCGAGAAAACUCAAGCGGUUGUGCAACCAUCCAUACCAUCUUCAACCUUUCCGGUGACUGUAUCUCCAGUACACUUUGAGAAUCAAGUCAACAACGGAUCAAUGCUACUCAUUCGCUCAAUCCCUGUCUUCCCAACUCCGAAUCCAUCAACAAUGGUGGAUCUUAAUCUAAAUCAGAAAUACGAAACCAGUCCAUUACCAGUAUCUUUAAAUCUUUCCCUAUCAUUCGACCAUAACCAUAAUCAGUCAUCUUAUCAAGUGAUCUCAGGGUUCAACACGGGAGAUGGCAUGAUCAGUGUUGCUUGAACAAUGAACAUCAUCUCAUCUGAAAGAGAAGGAAAAAU